This is a messenger RNA of Exaiptasia diaphana, 1845 nucleotides long. RefSeq lists its product as uncharacterized. Gene Ontology annotation, biological process: DNA integration. The record is from RefSeq and is a predicted model, not a curated record. Lineage: Eukaryota; Metazoa; Cnidaria; Anthozoa; Actiniaria; Aiptasiidae. Bases 1 to 1845 code for a protein of 614 amino acids. Gene Ontology annotation, molecular function: nucleic acid binding. The transcript is spliced from 2 exons.
AUGUUAGACCAGGGAAAGGCCUACCAUCAGGGGUUCAUCGCAGAGGACUCAAGGCAUCUCACAGCAUUCGUAACCCCCUGGGGUAUAUACGAAUGGAUUCGGGUUCUGAAAAAUGCUCCCGGUGAGUUCCAGCGGUUUAUGGAGGCGUGUCUCUCAGGUCUACGUGACGAAAUCUGCAUCCCGUAUCUCGAUGAUGUCAUUGUUUUCAGUGAGAGUUUCGAAGAACACGUUGAACACAUCAGACAAGUAUUCCAACGACUGCGACAGCAUGGUGUCAAGCUGAAGCCCAGAAAAUGUCGUCUUUUCAGGAAAGAAGUCAGCCGUCUCGGACGAAUAAUAUCCGCGAACGGACAUCACCCAGACCCCUCAAACGUUGAUGCUGUCAAGUCGCUAAAGAACAUACAGCCAAAGACGAGCACUGCAAAGCUAAAUGCAACUGGUCAUCGAUGUGUUGCAGAAUUAGCUGAUUUCCAUUUCGAUAUUAAGUAUCUUCCAGGCAGAAUGAAUCAGGUUGCAGAUACACUUUCCCGCAUGCCACUGGAUAUCAAUGAGUAUAGUAAACAUUGUACUUGUACAAAGUCGCAAGAUGACAUUAACGCUACGGUAUUAGGUGUGAGAGCGCUCAACAAGGGGCAAACAACAUGGAUCUCUGUAAUUUCAGAUUCACAGGAAAUCGUUAAUCUUGAUCAAUCAUUUUUAAUGGACUGUCAUGAUGAGCGAUUGAGUAAGACUGAUCUACUUCAAGCCCAAAAGGAAGACGUGAAUAUAGCAAAGGUCUUGACAUAUAAGCAAUUGAAUCGUCGACCGUCUAGACGACAGGUGAGACGUGAGGAUCCGCUGACCAGGUCUAUAUUACGUGAGUGGACCAAACAAACACGUGAGAUUGACAAAGAUGGUUUUCUACGGAGAAAAAUGAAAUCGUGUCUUCAGCUAGUACUACCCCUUAAAUUGCGCAGCCUAGUUUACAGAGAGYUGCACCAAGAGAUGGGCCACCUUGGCGCGGAUAGAGUCUACCAUCUCGCGCGAGAACGAUUCUAUUGGCCUAACAUGGAACGUGACAUUACUCACUUCGUCACUAAAGGCUGUCCUUGUCUUAAGCAACGACGCCCAAACAUAAUAACACGCGCACCUAUGCAACAUCUGUCGUCGACCGCACCGUUUGAUCUCAUAUCGCUUGAUUUUCUCCAUCUUGAGAAAAGUUUUGGUGGAUUUGAAAAUAUAUUAGUGAUCGUCGACCACUUCGCAAGAUUUGCACAAGCAUAUCCCACUAGAAACAAAUCAGGCACGACUGUAGCUGACAAGGUGUUCCAUGAUUUUAUACCACGUUUUGGCUUUCCGACUCGCAUACUGCAUGAUCAAGGCAAAGAAUUUGAGAACCACUUGUUUAAACAACUCGAAAAGUUGAGCGGCAUUCACCAUACUCGUACUACACCCUACCAUCCCCAAGGCAACGGCCAGGUUGAACGUUUUAACAAGACCUUGCUCGCGAUGUUAAGGACCUUACCGGAAGAYAAGAAGASUCGGUGGAAGGACUUUGUGAAUAAGGUAGUACAUGCAUACAACUGCACGYCAAAUGRCAGCACUGGCUUCUCACCCUUUUACCUACUGUAUGGUCGGUCACCAAGACUACCARUMGACCUGAUACUGGGUACAGAAUACAACAAUGAACCACCGCGUCACUAUAGGGAUUAUGUUACUAAAUGGCAGACAGCAAUGCAAGAAGCGUACAGCAUCGCCCUAAAGAAGGCUUACCGUUACAACUCUAGAGGCACAAAACAUUACCAUCGACGUCUAAACUGCACAGCACACUUCGUCCAGGUGACAGAGUCCUCGUACGUAAUUUGA